Molecule: messenger RNA, 1197 nt
Organism: Talaromyces marneffei
Lineage: Eukaryota; Fungi; Ascomycota; Eurotiomycetes; Eurotiales; Trichocomaceae
Exons: 3
Coding region: 1-1197 (398 amino acids)
Biological process (GO): protein deneddylation
Cellular component (GO): COP9 signalosome
Molecular function (GO): protein binding; metallopeptidase activity
Source: RefSeq, a predicted model, not a curated record
AUGGCCAAUACUUCAGACAAUGCCUUGAUCUCAACGAGGCCCUCCGACUCCGGGCUUCACGUUGCACUACACCCUCUUGUCCUUCUCACCAUUUCAGACUAUACCACACGACACGCCGCACGACAACAGACUGGACCCAUCGUGGGCGCAAUCUUGGGACAGCAGCAAGGUCGACAGAUUACAUUAGAGCACGCAUUCGACUGCCAUACAAUAACAAACCCUGAUAACGAGAUCGUUCUUGAUUCAAGCUGGUUUGCGAGUCGAGUACAACAGUUUCGAGACGUUCACAAAGUCCCUCCUCUGGAUAUAGUCGGGUGGUUUACUGUAACCCCUGAAUCUGGACCAUCUGCAUCCCUCCUCGCCAUUCACCGCCAAAUUCUCCAGGAAUACAACGAAUCGGCCGUAUUACUCGCUUUUCACCCAUCACAAAUAGCUUCGGAUUCUGGAAGCGGGGCGAAGCUUCCUUUGACGAUCUACGAGAGUAUUUUUGAAGGAGAAAAUGUUGCUGAUGCCGCACAGACUGGUGACGAUAGGCAGGCUUUACAUAUUCGCUUCCGCGAGCUACCAUAUUCAAUAGAGACUGGAGAGGCGGAGAUGAUAAGUGUUGAUUUUGUCGCCAGGGGCGCCGGUAAUGCUAUGGCUAUUGAGGAAGCAGGCAAAUCAGUGCCAAAGGCUACAAAGACUGCGGAGGCCGAGGACUCAAAGAAGGCAGAUGAGUCAGUACUUCUAUCGCCAGAGAAUGAAGAAUUUAUUGCCAAUCUCUCAACACGUCUUAACGCCGUCAAGACACUCGAAUCUCGGAUACAUCUCAUCAGAUCAUUCCUCGAAAACCUACCGCCAUCUGCGUCGGACGGUAAAACAAGUCAGAGCACACAGUCAAUACUCCGCAACAUAUCCGCACUAGUAUCCGGACUCUCUCUUCUGACUCCACAAGACCCCAAGUCAUUUGCCGUAGAGUCGCUUGCACAAGAAAACGACGUGGCACUCAUUUCCCUGCUAGGUCGUCUAGGCGAGAAUAUCAAGGAUAUCCGCGAACUAGGCAAGAAAUCAGCCAUUGUAGAGACGGGGAAACAACAGGGUCCUGCUCCAUCCACCAAAGGUCGCAAAUCUCACAUGGCUCUCGGAUCCAGAAUUGACGACGAAUUGAGAGAAAGCGGAUUUGCUAAUAUCAGCUCCGGCGGACUGCAAAUGAUGUAA